UUUUGUGUGUGUGUGUGUGGUGGUGCACUGGUUAAAGACUGUGAGCUGAGGUAAGGCAUCUUUUUGUAACCAUUUAAAAAUAAUUUGGAAUAUUCUGCUGAAGUAAAUGUUUCAAUGCAUAACAAAGCAUGCCUGACAAGUGUAUUUUUUUGUGUGUGAUGGUGCACUGGUUAAAGACUGCGAGCUGAGGUAAGGCAACUUUUUGUAACUAUUAAAGAAUUUAGAAUCUACUGUGAAAUGUAUAACCUAGCAUGCCUGACAAGUAUACCUUUUGUGUGUGUGUGUGUGUGUGUGUGUGUGUGGUGGUGCACUGGUUAUAGACUGCGAGUUGACACAAGUUAAAUGCUUUUUUUUUUUUUUUUUUUUUUUUUUUUAUAGCAAAAUUAAGACCGUAUCCAUGUGUGCUGGGCAGUCUUAAGAUAUCAUCAGUACUUGUCUUGUCAAGGGCUUAUGUGAAUAAUUAUGUUGCUGGUCAUUAUAAAAUCUUGCAUGGAUAUUUUAAGAAACGUUUCUUUAUUCUGUUGUUUUCAUUCCUGUUGAUGAGAUUUUCUUGAAAAAUUGUCUCCUUAAGUGAUAGUUGAAAGUUUUAGCUUUGAAAAUUUUUUUGUGAAAGGUGUAAAUUGAAUAUGCUAAACAAUACUUAUGUGUGCUGGUGAAUGGAUAAGUGUGAGUUAAGGUAACCUUUUAUAAUUUCCAUAUAAUUUUUAAAUGUGUGAAAUGAAGUUCUUAAAAUUCCUAACUAUCACACUACUUUUUUGCAUGUGCUGGUACAAUGGGAAAAGACUGAGUUGAGGUAUGUCAAUUUUUGAACUUGCAUUUAGAACAUACUGCUGAAGUAAGUGUUUAAAUGUAUAACAAAGCCUGGCUGACAAGUGUACCUUUUUCUUCUAUGUGUGGUGGUGCACUGGUUCUAGACUGCGAGCUAAGGUAAUUCAACUUUUUGUAACCAUUUAAAAAAACAAUUUAAAAUAUACUGCUGAAGUAAAUGUUUAAAUGUAUAACAAAGCAUAGCUGGCAAGUAUGCCUUUUCUUUCACGUGUGGUGGCACAUUGGUCAAAGACUGCGAGGUAAGUCAAACAUUGUUUAGAAUAUACUGCUAAAGUACAUUUAAAUGUAUAACAAACCAUAGCUGACAAAUGUAUCUUUUUCUUUUGUGUGGUGGUGCACUGGUUAUAGACUGCGAGUUGAAGUUAAAUGCUUGCUUUUUUCAUAGCAAAAUUAAGACCGUAUCCAUGUGUGCUGGGCAGUGUUAAGAUAUUAAUCAGUACUUGUGUCUUGUCAAGGGCUUAUGUGAAUAUGUUGCUGGUCACAAAAUCUUGCAUUGAUAUUUUAAUUAAGAAACAUUUCUUAUUCUCUUUCCAUUCCUGUUAAUGUUAGUACAUCACAUUUUUAUGUUAAUCAUUUGAACCGUUUGAAUAGCUACAGUGUAAUCAGGUUCUGAUGCUUUAAGAAUUGAGAAGUACAUGUAGUAAUUCUAUUUCCGUGUUCACAGAUGCCGCGACCAACGAAGAGGUCGACAAUAGCCAAACGGCUAUAUGCACAGCGAUGUGCAAGUACAGAGGCUGCACCGCUUCCUCUUAAAAUAACUGAAGCAGAGUUUCCACCCCUUCCUCUUAAAAAAAGGGCAGAGGCUGCACGACCACCUCUUAAAACAUACAAGGCCGAGGUAACGCCGCUUCCUCGUAAAAAAAUGGCCGACUGCUCCGGCAGUUGUAAUCCUGGCCCCACCCAGCAGGUUCCACCCUGUCCUGCAAAAACAAACGGGAAAGAGGCUGCGACGCUUCCUCUCAAAAUAAGUCAAGCCAAGGUUAUGCCCACUCCUUGUAAAAAAAAAGGCCGGUUUUGCCAUCGUGUAGAAACCACCCCUCAACAGGUUCCACCCCUCCCUGUGGGUACAAUUGGGGUAGAGGCAAAAACGCUCCCUCUUAAAACAAGUCGAGCCGAGGUUAUGCCACAUCCUCGUAUAAAAAAAGGUCGGUUUUGCCAUCGUGUAGAAACCACCCCUCAACAGGUUCCACCCCUCCCUGUGGGCGCGAUUGGGGUAGAGGCAAAUACGCUCCCUCUUAAAAUAAGUCGAGCCGAGGUUAUGCCACAUCCUCGUAAAAAAAUAGGCGGUUUUUGCCAUCGUGUAGAAACCACCCCUCAACAGGUUCCACCCCUCCCUGUGAAUCCAAUUGGGGUAGAGGCUGCACCGCUCCCUCUUAAAAGAAAGCGAGCACCAACCAAUGAGCGAACCCGUUCAUUGGAUAACUAUACAAUCUCAUUUACUUCUCAUGAAAUCUCAUUUACUUCUCAUGAAAUCUCAUAUACUUCCAACAAACUAUCAGAAAACAACCCAAAUUUCCACAGGUCUGAUCAAUCUCAUAGUUCCAGAGAAUCUGAAGAAAGGUUUGCUAUCCCAUCAAAAUUGAAUGCGAAUGCUUUGAACACUUUAAAUGUGUGCGCUGAUUCUCCACAGAAAGCAGUGCUAAAAGGUUCUUUUAAUCAAGCUGAUGCCCGCUUUGGUGAUUCCAGUUUUCCAUCCACGUCUGGUAAAGCCCUUUACAGUGAAGUAUUAAAACGCUCACCCAAGGUCUGUGAAUCCGUAAAGACUGGGGUAAGGCCAUCUGAUUUUCAAGUAGACUCUGGCAAACCCCGGCAACACCAGAUGAAGCACCCCAUGAAAACCCAACUAAAAUCCAUGAAAAAACCUAUCCAAACUGAACAAAACAUUCCUGUAAUUUGCCAUGAAAGUGCUUUGAGUGCUUGUUGUGAUUUUCCACAGAAAUCCAUGCUAAGAGGGUCUUUUGAUCAAGCUGAUGCCCGCUUUGGAGAUUCACGCAACAGGCAGUGUGGCGCCAUCGGUCUCACGGCAGUGUUGAAAAGCAAGCUGAAGAAUGUGCUGACGUGGACUACACAAGAUCUGGACGGUGUCUUGGUUGAAGGAACACGUCUUUACGAGUCUCUAAGAAAACAUGGUAACAUAAAAGAUAGAGAAGUCAAGGGUAGGAAUUACAUUGCAGUCCAUGAAUUACCGAGGAGACACAUGUUGGGUAAUACUACAUUUUCCAUCGAGUACGCUCCGUCUCUGACUGGUUUUGUUAAUGUCAAUGAGUACCACGAGUAUGACCAAGCCAUAAGCGCUGUAGCCAUGCCACUUGAUGUAGCCCUUCAGCAAACUCUACUGAGUGCUGAUGCUUUCUUGUUAACCAUUUGUGCCAACACAUCUGCAGUUAUUAAGCAGGGGUCAUGGUAUGCAGUCGUUGACUCUCAUGCCAUCAGGACAGACACAAGUUGUGUAGUCUAUCACCGUACCAUAGAGUCUCUGUACGACUAUAUCAAUGACAUGGCACAGUUGUUUGGGGUACCUGAGCCACCAUUUGAGAUAACUGGAGUUUUGGUUCAUGCAGAUGCAGAAGUGUCUGAUCCGCUGCAAGAAGCAGGCAGCAGCGGUUUCCCAUGCUCUUCCGGUAAAGCCCUCUACAGUGAUGUCUUAAAACGCAUACCAAAGGUACGUGAAUCUGUGAAGACUGAGCCAAAGACCCCUGAUUAUCCAGUACCUGUGGAUGAAGUUGCAGAUGUGAGAAACCCUAACCUUCCAACACAGACAGCCUCUAAUGUGUUGCCAAGUAAAGGUAAAAGAUUGAGGAAAGAAAAGCACAUUGAGCUGUCAGGUAAACGGGUUACAAAAUCCCACGCUGAAACUGUUAUAACCGAUGAUUUGAUGAUCACUGAUGUUUCAGUUCCAGAUGUCUUUUUUUCUCCCUUAACACAUAAUGAGAAGCAAGUUUUAUGUGAGCUCAUACAAAUGUCCAAUGAUAACAGUGACCAUAAUGUCAUAAACUUUGGUCCCAUUUCAGCUCCGUGUCAGACAAAGACCAUUAAACCAGACGGUAACUGCUUUUUCAGAUCGUUGGCACAUGUGAUAUGUGGAAGUGAAGAGAAACACUUGAAGGUUCGCCGUGCAGUUGUGAAACAUCUAAAGAUGAAUACUCUGCUGUUUGAGAGGUACGUGAGAAGUGAGUAUUCUUCAGCAGAGGAUUAUCUGACACGAUCUAGAAUGUUUUAUUCUGGCUCAUGGGUAACCGAAAUUGACAUAUUUGUUGCGGCCGAUCUAUUCAAAACCACCAUAAUGACUUUUAAUGACGGCCGAUGGAAUGCACACAAACCUACCGGAGAGGCAUCCACUCAGAAUGCAAUUUAUCUGAAACACUGUAACCGUAAUCAUUAUGAAGUUGUGACAUGUGUUAAGCACAGGGAUCGAGAUUCUGUUUGUGCAGGAGCAUGUGGAAAUGUGAUGUCAAAUGAGGUCAGCAAACCAUGUCUGCGUAAGAGAAAGGUAAGCGAUGCUGCAGAAUGUUGUCCCACCAAAAGACAUCGGGAGAGAUAUCGCAACGACUGUGAGUACAGACAAAAAAAGCUGAAGCAUGACAGGUUAAAAUAUGGUAACGACCCUUAUUAUAGACAAUACAAAAUUGAGUAUGCCAAAAGAAAAUAUUCUGAUGAUACCGUUUACAGGGGGAAAAAAAUUGAAUCCGACAAAACUAAAUAUUGUAGGGAUAGAUAUUACAGAGAGAGAAAAAAGGGAAUUCUUCGUGACCAAUAUCUAAAAAAUGUUGAUGUUCGUAAAUCAAAGUGUGAGCGUUCUAAGGCCAAGUACUUGAGCAAUUUUCAGUUCCAAAAACGUGUUUGCCAGUAUUCUCGAUUGAAAUAUAAAUAUAAUGUAUCUUUUCAGGCAAAUGUAUGUGAGUAUUCAAAGAAAAAAUAUCUGCAAAACAUGGCCUUCAAAGCAAGAGUGCGUGAGUAUUCAAAGAGUAGAAACAUUCAGAAUCCAGCCUUUAAAGUUAAAAUGGCUAAGUAUUCCAUAAUGAAAUACCAUAAAGAUGUGACCUUUCGUGUGAGUAAAAUACAAAAAGGUUGUGAAAGGUAUGCAAGAAAGAAGGAACAACAAGACAUUGAUGUUGCUAUUGAUCAUUUUAGACAAGAAAUUAGUAGUGGUCCAGAGUUUGUGUGCUGUGUCUGUCACCGUUUACUUUUCAGAAAGCAGGUUGUUGAAUGUAGAAGACACUGCUAUGAAGACAAAGGUGUUAAAGUUGCUGCUUUGGGGAGAAGAUGCAUCACAACCAGGUAUGUUCAUAUCUGUGAUCAAAAGUGUGAAGGAUCUUCUGCUCAUUCCUCAGGGUGCAAAUUAUGGAUCUGUCUAACGUGUCAUCGAAAAAUCCUUUGUGGACAACUGCCCGAAGAGAGCGUUGCUAACAACAUGCAUUUGGUGGACGUUCCAAAUCAGCUGAAAUGCCUCAACUCUUUGGAACAACAUCUCAUUGCACGUAAUAUUCCUUUUAUGAAAUUACUGUGCCUUCCUCGUGGUAAGCAACAUGGAUGCCAUGGCCCUGUAGUGUGCGUCCCAGUUAAUGCCACAGAUGUUUCCAAUAUCCUUCCACGAAAUGAAUGUGAUGACAAGAUGAUAAGGAUCAAACUGAAACGGAAGUUAACCUACAAAGGGCAUUAUGAGUAUAAGUAUGUACACACUGAUCGUGUUCGAAAUGCUCUGAAAUAUUUAAUCCAGUUCAAUAAGUGGUUCAGUGAUGUGGAGAUUAAUCAGCAGUGGAUCAGCUCUUUGAACGAACCAGAAGAAAAUGUUGUGGAUGAAAUGGAGCAACAAGAUGUAGUUGAAAAGAUUGACGAAAAUGACCUUGAUGAACAGCAAGAGGAAGACCUUACCUACAUCAAAGAGCAAAGUGGUCUUUUGUCAGAUACGUCAUUGCAACCUGUGGACAUCGGUUCAGAAGUAAUUGAUCAGCAUUUCCAGGAUGUAUUAAAUCUGGCACCUGCUGAAGGUAACAGUCCUGUUAGUUUGUUAUCCGAUAGGUCUAACGAAGCAAAAUGUUUCCCUGUUCUGUAUCCAACUGGUAGUCCAACAUUCCAUGAUAAGAGGGAGGUAAAAAUAACAUUGUCGAGAUACUUGAAUGCAAGAAUCCUCAAUGCGGAUGGACGUUUUGCACGAAGCACAGACUUCAUUUUCUAUGCACAGUAUCUGUCGGAGAUUGAUCAAGUUGUAUCCAAUGUUUCAAUUGCUUUGCGCAAAGGAUGUGAGAAGAGUUUGUUGACUGAAGUGACAUCAGAUGUGCUAACGAACCCAGACUCGUUAUCUAAAAUCUUGAAUUUUGAUGAAGGAUACAAGUUUUUGAGACCAAUCCGUGGAACACCUCCAUAUUGGCAGUCUACUCAAAAGGACCUUUUUGCACUUGUAAGACAGCUAGGUAUUCCAACUUUCUUUGCAUCCUUUAGUUCUGCGGAUCUCAGAUGGCCAGAAAUGAUUAGUACUAUAAUCAAACUAGAAGGGAAAAAUGUGAAAGCAGAUGAACUUGACUGGUCUGAAAAAUGUGGAUUGAUUAGACGAAACCCAGUGACUGCUGCAAGAAUGUUUGAUCAUAGAUGGCAUUGUUUUCUGAGAGAUGUAAUCAUGUCUUCAGCUCAACCGAUCGGCAAGAUAGUAGAUUACUUUUAUCGUGUAGAGUUUCAACAGCGUGGAUCUCCUCAUGUUCACUGUCUGUUUUGGGUUGAAAAUGCCCCAACGUUAAAUGAAGACAAUGAAGAAAACGAUGGUUUGGUUGCUACUUUCAUUGAUCGUUACAUCACUUGUGAGACCCCAAGCGAGGAUGAAACCGAACUGUUUGAGAUUGUCAACGGUGUUCAGAAGCACAGUGUCAGACAUUCAAAGACAUGUCGUAAGAAAAAGACAGUUUGCAGAUUUAAUUUUCCACGACCCCCAUCAAGCCGUACCUUUAUUACAAGAGGUGGUAGUCGAGACGAUUUGAAAAGCGGUGACGGAAAAGAUACUGCACAUACAGUUUUAGAAAAAGUGAAAAAGGCUUUAACAGCUUCUGAUAUGGAUUAUGACUCAACUGAUGCAUUUUUUGAAUCCAUUGGUAUUAACCAAGCUCUCUGAGAAAGUGUAUGCACAGUGUUCCAAAAAGAAAUCCGUUGUCCUUAAAAGAAGUCCAAAAGACGCCU
Messenger RNA from Carassius gibelio (silver crucian carp), 6993 nucleotides. RefSeq lists its product as uncharacterized. The record is from RefSeq and is a predicted model, not a curated record. Lineage: Eukaryota; Metazoa; Chordata; Actinopteri; Cypriniformes; Cyprinidae. Gene Ontology annotation, biological process: protein deubiquitination. The transcript has a single exon. Gene Ontology annotation, molecular function: cysteine-type deubiquitinase activity. The coding region runs from base 1493 to 6928 and encodes 1811 amino acids.